Messenger RNA from Hypoxylon trugodes, 2966 nucleotides. Its product is annotated as ELMO/CED-12 family-domain-containing protein. Gene Ontology annotation, biological process: cell motility; actin filament organization. Lineage: Eukaryota; Fungi; Ascomycota; Sordariomycetes; Xylariales; Hypoxylaceae. The transcript has a single exon. The record is from RefSeq and is a predicted model, not a curated record. Gene Ontology annotation, cellular component: plasma membrane. The coding region runs from base 237 to 2354 and encodes 705 amino acids.
CGUCGAACCACAUUGUCAAUUGCACUACGCCGAUCACCUUCUCGUAGCAUAAUUUGUAACUAUUGUGUAUGCCAUCGCAUGCUAUACUUUCAGUUAUGCAUUUAUAGUGUUUUGGAGGUUGUUUACCCCUUCAGCAGCCACGUCGCGCCGGUUCACGUCAAUUCUGCCUCGGCGAUUGACCGUCCCCCGCCAUCUGAGUCGCAAACCCUUACGAUUGCCAUCCACCUACCGCGACCAUGGACCAAGCAGACAUACCGGCGUUGCUGUCGCGGCUCGCGAGCGACGAGGAUGCCGCCCGAAAAAUGGCAGUUUUCAAGCUACAAUCCUCCAUAAACGACCCUUCUUUUGCCGACGUUUUUAUUUCUUCAGGCGGUCUAAUCGUUUUACGACGCCUAAUAAUGAGCACUGGCGGUAAUACGCUAGCUUACUCGUUGCAAAGUUUAAGUCGACUUCUUGAAGUGGAUAUGGGAUGGGAUAUUUUCGAGGGUCCAACGGCGGGAGAUUUAGUCGAGCGCGUCGUCGAACUUAUUGUCACAAAUCCUCUCGUCAACAUUCUUCGUGGUGCUAUGUCUAUCCUCGUUGCACUAGUCAGCCACUCGCAGUCCACAACAACCGGGGGUCAUAUACCCAUAACGUUCGGGUUUCGCGCGUUAAAGCCAGCUGUGGCCGUUUAUCCGCAAUUCUUUGAUCUCGUCAUUCAACAGCUACAAUCAGCAGAUCAUGCCCUAUGCGCUAACGCUUUGAUGCUCAUCAAUGCUUUGAUAAGGGAUGCUGUCUCAGGCGAUCCUAGCGAAACUGGCAAGAUAGCCGGUACCGGAGAGGAAUGGCCUAAAUUCAUAAGGAGGUUGCAAGAUCUAGGCCUAAUCAAGGCGGUAUACAAUUUAAUGCAGAGCUCGGCAUUGCAAGAUCUUGCACAUCCACUUUUGGAGUUCCAGUCCCUUACUAAGGUGCUGCUCCAAAAAUGGCGGCAAGUUCAAGUUGAUGUUGAACGACCGGAACACCGUAGAGCACUCAAAGGACUCCAUCUCGCGAGCGCACCGAAUAGGGAUCAUGUCAACGGAGUAGGGAAGGUCGAAGAACUCCAAGAAUCCGGGAAGAAGGGUAGUAGACGACACAACCCCGAGAAAUGGAGGAGGCUGGGCUUUGAGACUGAGAGUCCGGCAUCAGAAUUCGAGAACACGGGUUUCCUAGGCUUGAUGGAUCUUGCGGAUUACGUACGAAAGAACGAGGAUGGAUUCCAGAAGUUGCUCCUAGAACAAUCUACCAAGCCACUCCACGAACGCUGUCCUAUUGCUAGAUCUAGUUUGGCUGUAACACUAAUCCUUUACGAACACUUCGAUUGCGACAAGUCCGAAAUGGAAGAUCUUAGGGGGUACCAGUUAUCGGAUGGAAAGCAGCAAGACAAAUUGUUCAGACCAUUACUUCUUCAAUGGUCCAGAGUGCAUACAGCCGGUCUCAACGCAUUUUUCAAGUUGUGGAAGAGUACAGGCGCAGAUCAGGAUGACUUCGAGAAGGUAGUGGUGUUGGUCCGAAUACUUGUCGAUCAGGUUAUAGGUCAAGCAAGCCGAACGAAAGACGUCCUAGAGGUUGAGGAAGAUCUAGUCGAAUACGAUUUUGGACGGUUGCGCGCGUUGCAAAUGGAACUCCUAGAGCUCUCAUUUGAUGACCAAUGGGGUCAGCAUCUAUACAAGGUGCGAGAGAGUCUGAACCAGGAAGCUCUCACAUUCAUCAAGGAACAACGAGUCAGGUGUUUGCUACAAGGCUCUUGGUUUGGUAAGCCGGCUGCGCGAAAGGACAGCGUGGGAAACAGCUUUCAAAAUCGCCGCGCAGCGAAUGGCACACUUUGGAGAUAUGCCAAACUAUCACAUAAUCGUCGAUAUUUACAUUACGCUGACUUCGCAUUACGAACUGGGUCGGAACCGAGCUUAGAUUCGCUUAGUGAGAAGGUGGACUUACGACAAGUUAGCUCCGUUGCUUCUAAUGUGUCGGCUUCAUCUAAUGAGGGUGGAGGCGAGACAAGCAACAGCACGAAAAUUACGAUUUUCGGCUACGUUAAUCCUGAUGAAGUUCAUCAAGUAAAGGACAUAAGCCAGCUUAAGGAAGAGCCCUUGCUCACUUUACACCCCUUAAAUCAUAGCCUGGCUUCGGAAUGGCUCGACGGAUUGUUGAUGUUGCUUGGCCAAGCCCCGAUAACAGCGGAGACUAAUAAGCUCAUCAAGCUGGUUCAAGACUACGGCAUAAAGAUCAGGUUACUCAACGUCCGGAUGGAGGCUACUUAUGCGGGGCCUCCAGAAGGUGCUGGUGUAGUACCCAGUAGAGAAGGGCUUAAUGAUGAUUACUGGUACGAGAUCUGAUAUGGCUCCUUCGCGAACGAGCAUAAACAUACUGGCUACGAUUUUUGGCGCCACCCUUGCUACGGCAUGUACGAAUACCAUGCCAUCCAUACGAAUCUACGAUUUAGAACAGAAAGGUGGCGUUAUCGCAUCAAUUUCCUAGUUGAUCGGCAUUCAGAGACGCGUCCGCAAGGAAAAGCGAUAGUAAUUCGUUUUUAUCUGCGAAUACCACAUUUUAUUUUUUGACGCAUAGAGGAUAUACCCCCAACUGAAUUGAGACUUGAUGUUGUAAAGAGUUGAUUUCCGAGUUGCUAUACCGAUUUGUGACUGAUUGAACGUCCUGCCACGCUGAAGUACCUAUGUAUAUUUUGCUUUUUGAGUGAAAAUUUUUCAUCUGAGUCAGCGUUGAAGAAUUAAUAUCGUGUCACCUACUUCAUUGGAUAGUAUGCUUUUAUCAUCGACCCUGCGAGGUGAUGCAUAUAGUCUUGCCAGGAUUGGUAUGUUAUAGCUUUGGUACGGGUAUUCCCGUGUCCCCACGUGUCCUAAGCUAAAAGAUAGGAGGCAGGUACCUAGACAUGUACCACUACAAACGGUUGCUACGACAUCAAUGAACCUUUUCUGUACUUUCUAGAU